AUGGGGCAUUAUCCCAGGAGUGACCAGCCUCUGCUCCGUCCCUGCCCUGCUGUCAGCACCAGCUGCAGGCAGAGCCCUGCAGGCAGCGAUGUGCCCGUAGCCUCUGCGCAGGGCACCCAGGGCUGGGGAGGCAGGGACACGUGCUGGGCAAGGGCAUUGCAAAGGGAAUUUACUGGGGCAAGGGCAGGCUGAGGUUCCUGCCAUAGUGCAUGGAGCUCUCCGGGGAAGACAUGCAUGGCUGACCUGUGCUCCAAGGCAUGGGGUUUUUGGGAAGGAGGCAGGGGAAGGUGAAACGUACAGGAAAGGAAGGAGCGGGCCCUGGUCGUUCCCCAACAGUGCUGCUCUGGGGAUGCUCCACCACGUUCUGCAACUCUGCCUGGAAGCAGGACUUAGCCCCAGCACAUGGACCAUAGCUCUCUGGGUGGCAUUGCCACAGAAGAGAGCUCCACUGGGCACCAAAGAAUGAGACAGAGGUGUCCUCACUUGAGAAAUGCUGCUGCCUUCACAGCGGCCACUGCUUUGACCCUUCCCUUCACUGUAAGGGUCUAGGUUCAUCUGUGUGACCAUCCUGCUGUGCCUUGCCCACCCAGCCGCUCACCAUGCCAGAGCUGGCAGAGCUGAGCACACCUCGCACCCCUGCGGAUGCUGACCACAUCCAGAGGAACAUCCUGGAGGAGCACGUGGAACUCUGGUGGUUCCAGGACCCCAAGAAGUCCAUUCUGUGCUACGGGAUGGCAGUGGUGCUGAUCCUGGCCUGUGGGAUCGGCGGCAUCAUUCUGCUGUACAGCACCAGCAGCCGCCGGUCUGGGGAGUGGCGGCUGGCCGUGGGCACCACGCUCUGCCUCCUGGCCCUGCUUGUGCUGCUGAAGCAGCUGCUGAGUUCUGCCAUCCAGGAUAUGAACUGCAUCCGCAGUCGGGAUCAGAUUGAGCUCCUGAAGAGUGGGGGCUUCUCGGACUGCCUGGUGCUGCUGCUCAGUGCCCUAGUGCUGUUGAUCUGUGGCAUUGUGCUCACCAUCCUCUCCACCACAACCAUGCAGCUCAGCCCUGUCCGGCCGCUGGCCAGCAUGUUCACCAGUGGGAUUAUCCUCUUGGCUGCUGGCAGUGCCAUCCUCCUCUGCUUGCUGCUCUAUCUGCUCUGCACCUCCUGCUGCCGAGCUGCUCCUCGAAGCUUGGAGACAGGUGAAAUCAGUGUCUUCACCAUCUCCGGCCGUCUUACUGCUAACAGAGGACUUCCUCCCACCUCCAGCAUGGCCAACCUGAUCUGACCCAGAGCAACUGGAGCUGCACCAGCACUGACAGGUCACCCCUGCAUGAGAUUCUCGGGAUAUGACUCGCCAGCAGGGCUUGUGCCUCCUGGCCUCACCAUUUUUUCCCAAAGCGGGGCAAGAUUUGCAGUGUGCCUUCUGUUUCUUUCAGAGAUGACUGGCAUUUGCUUUACCUCAGGCUAAUAGUGUGGCGGGAACCCCGGGUUGCCUGGACAGGCUUCAUGAGCUGGAGCUUUACAAGCAUAGCACUGACCUGUUCUGCUUUUUAUCUCAGCAAAGCCUCCUGCAACGGUUGCUGCCUGCCCAACCAGCCCAGCUGUGGCCCUGCUGACACAGAGGGAGUAAAGGUGAGCCUGUCCUAUACCUCUGGGGACCCCAGUACUCGCUCGGUUCCUGCUGGCCCCUGCACUGUUCUCCUACAGCAGGAGAGGCUGUGAUUGCUGGUGGUGUGAAACCACCUCAUGCUCUGUGCAGAGCUGCCAGCUUGGGCCCAUGUUUUAGCUGUGAUCAGUUCAUAGUCUGCGCCUCUGAGCCUGUGAAGGUGUAUACAAGUUGAGCAUACUGUGAUGCCCUGUGCUGUGCAUUCCCCUUCCUGCCAGCUUACAGGAGCCCUGAAAAUAAGAACAGCCUGUAGCAACAACUGAUAAAUGACAGGAAAUAUUGUGUUAUUGUGAGUGUUAGCAGGUGUGCUGAAUGCAAGCAAAGGGAGCUAGGUAUGAAGUACAGCUGCGAGGGGCUGCCCCCUGAGAAAGCACCUGUAUGUCUGUGGGAGUGAGCAUGGGAUUUGUGUGUGAGUCUGUGUUUCUGAGCCAGGCAUGGUUUGAUGGCACAUGAAAUGCUGUUUGUGUUUGCAAUGCCGGGUUCUUUUCCAAUAUUACCCUUUUGCAGCCCAUGGUCUUCUGCCUUUUGAUCAAAGGGGGAGGCGAAUUGUUGACAUUAGCACCCUGAUGGGGUUUCAGUGCUGAACUGAGUGUUGGAGGAGGCUCUGUUGUCACAACGGCGUGCUCCAGCCAUGCACUCCACAAACAGCAAGAUGCAGUCACCAGGAGCACGAAGAUGGGAUGCUAAAAUUUACAGGCCUGGGGCUGGUCUGCAUGGAGAUCUCCUGCGCUGUAAGGGAGGUGAAGAGGAAGCACUGUAGCUCUCCUGCAUUAGUUUCUCAAGCAGACGCACCUCUGCUGCCAUGAGAACCAUGCAGUUCACCUCACUCCUUGCUGGGAGUGGGUUCAGCACAGCAGCUCUUCUGUGCUAUUUCUCUGUCCUGCAAGUGCAGCAGCAGCCUGUUGCUGCUUGGCAUAUAAUAGUUGUUCUGUUACCACUUGGGCCUCACUGUGAGCCUUUUUGAUGUUUUAUGUUUAUGAGGGUAUCUAUCAGCCUGUCCUAGAGGCAGGCUAACAACUCAUCCUUAGAAACUUUUCCUUUGAAUUUAGACUGAUUUACCUGUCAAAUUUUUCAUUUCUUCCGUAAGAGCCACAAACCAUUUCACUGCUCCUGCCCUUUCCAUAGACGCAGCUCCUAACCCUCCUAGUGAAGUUGUUGCUGAGCAACCUUUACUUGCUUCUCUCUCUUCAUCUCCCUGCCUGCUCUCAUCUCCCCCUGACUUGAAUUGUUUUGCCUCAGCCAUUAUUUUUGCUCUUUAUUUGCUAUGGUCCCUCUGAGAAUUAGGGUCACUGAAAUGAAGCAAGACCAAUUAGAUUAAGCUGGUCUUUUUUUUUUUUUUGGGGGGGGGGAGGAGUCUGGCAAAUUUAUUUUAAAGAGGACCAUAGCUCAUUCCCUUAGUAACAGCAUGAAUCACUGUCCGUGUUACACCUGGAAGUAAUGUCAGAAGUUCAUCAUCGGUGAACCACACCAGGUAUAUGCUGGACAGCGAGGAUUUCAUCCCUUUGCAGCCCAUGCUGUCUCUGAGGCACUCAGAUCACAUGAGAGCACUUCUGUAUUCAUCCAGUCUUGCUCUGUUCCUACUGACUUUCCUUCCUUGGAUUAUUUUUCCCAAACUAACCAGUUGCAUGGGAACAUCAUUUUCGUUUUUGUUUUCUGUAUCUCUGUUAUUUCUACAUUUUCCUCUGCCAAUUUCAUAUCAUCUGUAGAUUUUAUUAAACAGCUCUUUCCUCCUUUCACUGCAUUACUUCCCUGAAUCUGCCCAAGACCUAAGAGGCUGUUACUAAGAUCAGGUCCUUCUGUGUUAAACGCUCCACAUUUGAGUAGCAAAGAGCAGUCCUCCCCCAGUCUAACCCUAGGUGCAGCAGGAAGUCCGGAGCAUACAAAUGAAGUGACAGCCCAGAGCUGGGCAGCAGUUUUGCACCACCAACACUGCUGCAGCUGCAGCUCUGCGCAUCUGUGUUGGUGAAUGCACAGUUAUUCCAGGCUGUCUCAGUGCUUUUGCAGUUAUUCGUAGCUUCCCUGACCUGCACAUGUGUGCGCUGGGACACAGCUGUCUGUGCACUGGCUCUUUUGCACAUCUGUGCAUUUCUGUGAACAUGCAUGUCUGUGCCUGGCAUGCAGCUCCACGCUGCCUGCAUAUCAAUGUGAAUCUGCCCCUCCAUAGACCCUUCAAGACGUGCCCUAAGUGCACAUGAAUUUUGCCAGAAGAGGAUGCUUCAGGACCAUGUCAGCAACCCAAGGAAAUAAUGGAUAAAAAUAGGCUGUUUCUGAAGAUGGAGAUUUGGGUAUAUGGCUGCCCAAAUGGACAGCCUGUACUGAGCCAGUAUCUGACUCACCUCCUACAGCAGCAUUACUGUUUUGUUCCUUUCCCUUGUUUCCUGUGUUGUGCAUGGAAAAACAUAAUAAAGUG
Struthio camelus australis is the source of this 4056-nucleotide messenger RNA. The record is from RefSeq and is a predicted model, not a curated record. Lineage: Eukaryota; Metazoa; Chordata; Aves; Struthioniformes; Struthionidae.